This is a messenger RNA of Solea solea (common sole), 3627 nucleotides long. It is a transcript of the gene lrp10, whose product is annotated as low density lipoprotein receptor-related protein 10. The record is from RefSeq and is a predicted model, not a curated record. Gene Ontology annotation, cellular component: plasma membrane. Bases 193 to 2604 code for a protein of 803 amino acids. NCBI's taxonomy places the organism in Eukaryota, Metazoa, Chordata, Actinopteri, Pleuronectiformes, Soleidae. Gene Ontology annotation, molecular function: protein binding. The transcript has 10 exons.
AAGCCCCGCCCCCUCAUGUCAUGAGCUAAAAUACACGGAAGUAGUUUAGAACUUGUCAACAAGAAAGGCCGUCUGACAUGGAGAAGUCUUCCUGAAUAAGAAACUAAGAUGGUGGUCCUCUGACAUUUUAUUUCUAGCCCUUUUAUAUUUUUUAAAUUUAAUUUUAGCUUUUAGAGGAGAAUCAUUGCCACAAUGAUGGUUACUUACAACCUUCGCACGCUCCUGGUUUUCACCGUAGCAGUGUGCUACUGUUUCAACCCUGCCCCCUGCUUUGCCCUUUGUGGACACACUCCUCAAGUCCUUGACAACAACGUGGGAGAGAUCAGGAGCUCGGCUUACCACAGCUGGUCCUAUCGCUUUGGCUCUACCUGUGACAGCUGGGUCAUCAAGGGUUUGGAAGGACAACCCAUCGUUCUCAGCUUUUCUCAAUUUUCAGUGCGGUGUAAGAAGGAAUGGGUGACAAUAAAAUCAUCUUCAGCUGGCAGUGAGCCGAUUGUCCUUUGUGGGUCUAAGUUGCCACAGCCCAUGGAAUUCCCAGGUGGAAAUAUAACAGUGGUGCACCACUUCCUUCCACAUCUGUUUCCAGUGUCAUCAUUUCUGUUAAGCUAUGCCAGAGAUGUGGGUGAAUGCCCUGUGACGUCCUUUGAAUGUCUGUUAGGGCAUUGCCUUCCCCUCUCCUGGCGCUGUAAUGGCCAGGUGGAGUGUUUGGGUGAAGGUCCUGGCCUUGGCAGUGAUGAACAAGGCUGCAAUACAGAAAUGGGAACUCCAGCACCGUCAAAGAAUAGUAGAAUACAGGUAGAAGAGCCCAAAAGGGAAAUUUACACAGAGAAAAAACAGGACUCGCAGAGACAAAAGGCCAUAGAUGAAACUCAAAGCUCAGACAGGUCAGCUGAGAGAGAUACCGAGUCUGAUCUGUGGGCGCUGCUGAAUGAGAGGGAGGAGGAAGAGGAGGAGGAUCAAGUGCAGCAUCAGACCCACAAGCCUGCUGUGACACCAGUCCCCAUCGAGUGGCCUUGCGGAGGACUACUCCAGACAUUUUAUGGGACCUUCUCCCCUCCAGCUAUUCGAGGUUCUGCUCUGUACUGCGUCUGGACGCUGGAUCCACAGGAUUCAAGGCCACUCAGACUGGAUCUUCAGCAGCUGAUACUGGGUCCAGGGGAUAGACUCACCAUCUACAAUGGGAAACAAGGCAAAGGAGAUGUUCUUAAAAUUAUCACCAGUACCUCCAAUUACAAACCAAUCCAAGUGGAAUCCCCUACUGGCCUGCUGUCGUUGACAUAUGAGACACUUUCUGACUCAGAGGGAAGUGGUUUCAAUGCCACAUUCCAUGUUGGAAGCUACUGCCCCCCGUGGGAAGGUCGGUGUGGAGGAACAUUUGGAGGUUGCUUUACCCAGGAGCAGCGUUGUGACGGGAAAUGGGACUGUCCUGAGACGGGGAAGGAUGAGGAAGGAUGUAGAGGCUGCGGUCUCAACCAGUUUGCCUGUGGAGUAGUGGGACAGAGAGCGGUGGCAUCUGGCCACUUCGCCGGCAGACCUGUGUGUUAUCCGGUCAAAGAGCGAUGCAACUACCAGCUGUACUGUGCUGAUGGCAGCGAUGAGAGGGACUGCACUGUUUGCCAGCCAGGAACCUUCCACUGCGACAGUGACAGGUGUGUGUUUGAGAGCUGGCGCUGUGACGGCCAGGUGGACUGUAAGGACGGCACAGAUGAGCUCAACUGCACCGUCAUCCUGCCCCGCAAGGUCAUCACCGCGGCAACGGUUGGGAGCCUGGUCUGUGGUCUCUUGCUGGUGAUCGCUAUGGGCUGCACCUGUAAACUGUACUCCCUUAGGACCAGAGAGUACAGCUUGUUUGCUCCAAUCAGCCGCCAGGAAGCAGAGCUGAUCCAGCAGCAGGCCCCUCCAUCCUAUGGUCAGCUGAUUGCCCAGGGCAUAAUUCCUCCAGUGGAAGACUUCCCCACAGAAAACCCCAAUGAGACCUCAUCUCUGUCUCUGAGGGGAAUUCUCCAGCUCCUCCGUCAGGAUGCCGCCAACUCCCCACAUCGCAGACGCAGGCCCCGGUUUGUCCGCCGAGCUGUCCGCCGCAUGAGGAGGUGGGGUCUAAUCCCCAGACCUCCCUCCAGGCCUACACAGACGUCAGGCUCCAGCCAGCAGCAGUCAGACAGCGCCCCUACUGGUCAGGAACCAGCUCACUCUACUCCCACAAGCUCCUCGUCGGCUGUGGAGGCGGUCAACCAGCCGGUGCCUCAGAAACUCGGCUUGUCCGAACAGCAGCAGCAGCAGGAAGCUCCGCCUCCUCUUCUGCCACUGCCCCCGCCUCCUGUCACCUCCCCACCACCUCCAUAUGCUCCCCCUGCUCCACCCACAGUCACCCCACACUCUCCCACUCUGGCCGUCCCCCCUAGCAGCCCCUCUCUUGCAUCCAUCUUCCACACACUGGGCCUGAGCAUCUCCCUCUUCAGAGCCUCACCUUCCUCCUCCUCCACCAACUCUAUGCCCCUCUCUGCCUCCCCCUCUUUCUCCUCAGCCUCUUCGGAUGACGAGGUGCUGCUUAUCCCUCUGUCUGAGGACGCCACCUCAGAGGAUGAUGUGCCCAUGCUCACCUGAACGACUCCCUCACUUUUCCCCCGUAACCCCACACCUCCUCCUCUAUCCCCUUUUACGCACUAAUAACUGAAACCCAGUCUUUCCACGUUUGUUUGAACUAAAGCACAGGAGCGGCCCACAGAGAGACGCACCCUCACUGUGCAAGUCUGGUGCCUUUAUUUUGAAAAUUGCUGAGUUGAAUUUGUUGACACAAGGAAUCAAGUGUUUUGACCAUUUCUAAAGACCUCCUUCAGAAAGUUUUAGCUGUAAAGCAUGGCUCAUGGAUGUGGAGAGCAAGUGUCGGUAAGUAUUGGUUGUGCACUUAAUGAAUGAAUGCUGGGCUGCACAUUGAAGGUAAACUUUUGCACAGAAGAAUCUUCCCUAUCCUGAGGCAGGCUACUGUCACGCUGAAUGAUUAAGAGUUUUUAAUGAUGGUAAUGAACAUGUUUAAUGUGUGGUUGUGACUGUGUGAAUGCAUUUUAGGCUUAAACCUAGACAGUGGAGUAUGUUUGUAGAUGCUUUUUGUCCUCACAUACUUCUGCCAUUUAGAUCUGGUCUCCCGCAUAGACCGUGUAUAAAAAGUGGAUGUAGUCGACCUAUUUGCAGGGUGAGUCUAACCAGGAAGUAACCGUUUUUUUAAAUAUCCAACUUCAGUCCCACUUUUAGUUGAUUGUUCAAUUGAUUUGAUUGAUAAAAUAACAAUAAUAACAAUAAUAAUAAUUAAAAAAAAUGUAUGGUUUACCACCAACAUUUUUGUUAUCAGCUUGAAAAUGGCUGUGCAUCAGCGUUGCACUGGAAGUGUUUCAGGAAUUUGCACCACUGCCAGAAAUGAAGCAGAUCAAGGGGAAAAAAUGCUCUAAAAAGCUCAUAAAACCCAAUGUGCAAUGUAGUCAUUUGACCUGGGAGUGAAUGCUGAGUAAACACUGGUCAAAAAAACCCAUUCAAGCCCUGAUUUAAAUGGGGUUUUGAUCAGUGCAAAUGUGGUGUUUAAUUCUCACAAGAAAUGGUAGUUUUUGUUUGCAACUGGAAGACCACAUCCACUAU